Molecule: messenger RNA, 1257 nt
Organism: Brenthis ino (lesser marbled fritillary)
Lineage: Eukaryota; Metazoa; Arthropoda; Insecta; Lepidoptera; Nymphalidae
Source: the annotation of a GenBank genome assembly
AUGGCGCAGUCAAUGAUGAGGAAGAUUGCUUUAAGCAAUAUUUGUGUUAUGGUGGGAUUGACAAGAAGGACAAGCUCUCGGAGCUUAACAACAGCUAAAAAUCUUAUAGAAAAAAAAACCAAGAAUGACUUGCCACCAGAGGGAGAAAUUACGAAAUCUGUAUUUAUGUCUCAGUCAACAGACAUUUACACCAAUUUAGCAUUAGAGGAUUGGAUGUACCGUAACAUGGACUUUAGUAAGCACCAUGUCAUGAUGGUGUGGCGAAAUGAACCUUGUGUUGUUAUUGGUAGACAUCAGAAUCCUUGGCUUGAAGCAAAUGUUCCAUUUUUAUCUGAGAAGGAAAUAGCACUUGCCCGUCGUAAUAGUGGAGGUGGCACUGUGUAUCAUGACCGUGGUAACUUAAAUAUUACUUUCUUCACACCAAGAGAAAGAUACAAUAGAAAGUAUAAUUUAGAGCUUAUAACAAGGGCUCUAUAUAGAGGAUUUGGAAUUAAGUCCCUCAUAAAUGACCGUGAUGACAUCAUUGUUAGAGAUAAAUAUAAGAUUUCCGGGACAGCUGCUAAAUUAGGACGCUUAUCAGCAUAUCACCACUGUACACUUCUAGUCAAUGCUAAUAAGACGGAUCUCAGGAAAGCACUAGCCAAGAGAGAGCAUGGCAUACAGACUAAGGCGACGGUAUCAACACCCUCUCCCGUGGUCAAUCUGGCAGAUCUGGACAACAAGGUGACUGUAGAGAAUCUUCAAAUAGCUGUUGGCUAUGAGUACCUGAGAACAGCCGCGUUGCAUUUAGAAGAUGGAGGAGAUAGGCAGAUCUCAAAACAAAGAGGCUUCCAGUUCGUCAAUCCCACUGAUGAGUGGUUCCCAGGUCUAGCAGAAAUAAAGAAUGAGCUAGUAACAUGGGACUGGUCGUUUGGCCGCACUCCACUGUUCACCGUGAGCCGGUCCUUCCCAGUUCCGGCCGAACUUCUAGCGCCUUCCAAAAUAUAUUCAGCAAGUCAAGAGCUCGUUAUCAGCAUGACUGUGGAGAAAGGGCUGAUCAAUGACGUCACAUUAAACAUCCCUCCAGGUUUAAUCGAAUCUGGAUUCCAUGGAGAAGCAUCAGUUAUCACACAUUUGAAAGGAAAGAGAUUCACAUCUGAAGCUCUCACAGCUCUCCAGGAAGCACUCCUCACGCGUCACUCCAGUGGGGACGAUAGAAAGUUGGACGAAAAAGAACAGUUCGUCGCUAAGUGUUUCGACCAAGUGGUUAACACAAAC